AUGGCGAACCGGGACGGCGUCGUGCUCCUGUACACGGCCUCGCCAGGCGGGACGCUCAAUGGCCCGGGCAACAUGCACGUCCUCAACCGCGAAGAGCAAGAGAGCCAGAUGGACAUCGAGCGCGGCCGGCUCCAGCGGCUCCUUAGCACGACCAUCUUCGUCUGCUUCUUCAUCCUCUUUCUCGAUGGCACGAACCGCAGCCAGCGCUUCGCCAAGAAGACGGCGUCGCACCAGAACACGCAGUGGCCGUACACGGACAAUGACACGGAGCGUGCGACCCAAAUCGCCUAUUUCCAGCAUCUCUUGGGCCUCGAGAUGGCGGCCGUCCAGCCACUCGGCCAAAUGAACAAGAGCGAAAACGUCUCGGGCAUCUACUCGGGGCUCUGGGCGCCGUUGCAGGCCGCCGACUACAAGACGCAAGCCGCGGCCAACGAAGUCGGGCGCCGCGUGCAUCCCCAGAUCCAGCCGUACGCGCAGUACGACGCCAACCUCAACCCGUACACGGCCGACGUCGCGUCCUUCUCGCCGGGUGGUGUCUUCUGGCUCGUCCUCACGAUCAAGGCGACGCCGGUCGCCGAGAUGAACGACGACGUGGCAUACGUGACGGGUCAAGUCAUCAUGCACGACAAGCAGUCGACGCUGGCCAUGACCAUGUUCAACGUGCAAGGCGUCUUCCUCCGGCGCAUCGGCCGCCUCACGCUCUACGGCAACCUUCCGGACGCGCGCGUCGAGCUCAUCUACCUCCUGCUUCGGCAGCUGCAGCUCUCGUCGACGCAGGCCAUGGCGGCCAAAGUGAGUCUCCUCACGGUCGGCGCCCAGGCCAUUGUCGACUCGUACUUGUGCCUCGCGCACUUGACGGUCGGCAUUGUCGCGCAGCAGAUCUUUACGUUGUUUGCGACCGUGUCGUUCUUCGAGCUCAUUAUUUUCUCGAUUUUCGAGAUGCGGUAUCUCUUGGUCAUCUGGAAGGCCCGCCGGCCGCAGAAUUUCACCCAAGGCUGGCUGCUCAUGCGGCGCGAGCUCACGACCUUGUACUCGCGUUUUUACAUUUCGCUGCUCACGGGUCUCUGCCUCAUCUACUAUGCAUGGCACUAUCUCAACGUGCUGGUGUUGCUCGCCUUUUCGUUCUGGGUGCCGCAGAUCGUCCACAACGCCCACCGAGAAGUGCGCAACCCGUUCGACUGGGUGUACAUGCUCGGCAUGUCGGUCUCGCGCCUCUUUCUGCCGCUCUACUUUUACGGCUGCCCGAGCAACUUUUUAUCCGCCUUGCCCGUGUACCAAAUGCAAGUGCAGCCAGGAAUGUGCUAUCUCCUCGUGGGCUGGGUCGCGUUGCAAAUUGCGGUGCUGCUGUUGCAGCAACGCUGCGGCCCGCGCUUUUUUGUACCCGCACGGUUCCUCCCCGUCAAGUACAACUACGAGCGCCGCAUCAACGCCGACCAAAUGUCGCUCCUGCGGGCCAACCAUGGCGACGAGAUUGAUUGCGUCAUCUGCAUGGUCGAGCUGGACAUGGACGCCCGGGACUACAUGAUCGCGCCGUGCGACCACAUCUUUCACCGUCCGUGCUUGCAAGAGUGGAUGCACGUCAAGAUGGAGUGCCCCACGUGUCGCUGCGCGCUCCCCGAGCCCUAA
Saprolegnia parasitica CBS 223.65 is the source of this 1626-nucleotide messenger RNA. RefSeq lists its product as hypothetical. The transcript is spliced from 8 exons. Bases 1 to 1626 code for a protein of 541 amino acids. The record is from RefSeq and is a predicted model, not a curated record. NCBI's taxonomy places the organism in Eukaryota, Oomycota, Saprolegniomycetes, Saprolegniales, Saprolegniaceae.